Nilaparvata lugens (brown planthopper) is the source of this 530-nucleotide messenger RNA. RefSeq names its product mitochondrial import inner membrane translocase subunit Tim9. The transcript is spliced from 3 exons. NCBI's taxonomy places the organism in Eukaryota, Metazoa, Arthropoda, Insecta, Hemiptera, Delphacidae. Bases 107 to 373 code for a protein of 88 amino acids. The record is from RefSeq and is a predicted model, not a curated record.
AUAAAAUACAUAAUUAUUUUUUAGGUUAUUUUCUGCUAAUUCGAAGUGUGAUCUAAGUGAAAUAGUGUAAUAAUUAAAAAUAUUUACUUUAUUAUAAAUUGAAAAAAUGUCAUCUGGUCUAGCGCAAGGUUUGGAGGAUGUCAGUCCCGAUCAAAUCAAAUCAUUCAAGGACUUCCUACUAUCCUACAAUAAGCUGUCAGAAAUAUGCUUUGCGGACUGCGUAUGGGACUUCACAACAAGAAGCGUAAAGAAUCAGGAAGAUAAAUGUGUUAUCAAUUGUGCUGAGAAGUACAUGAAAAUGAAUCAACGAAUUUCACAACGCUUUCACGAGUUUCAAAUGGUGGCUAACGAGAAUAUGAUGAAGAAUUCUUAAUUGAUUCCAGUACAUUAUUCAAAAAUAUUUCAACAAUUCAAGUUUUGUAAAUAAUAGCUGUUUAAUGUGUAAAAGUAAGUAUUGUAUUAGUGUUUGAAUGAGAUAAACGUUGUUGAAUGGAGAAUAAAUUGCUUUUGUUGUUUUAAAUCGGCUCAAA